GAGGUCGGUCGCAACACUGAUCCAUCUGGGGGAAUCAGAACAUCAAUCAACGACCAACAAAAACUCCCACUAACCUCCAAAAAUCUCCCCUCCUCCACUCCCCUCCUUCAUACAGAUUCGCCGUGGACUAAGUCUCAGCUCUCUUCUCUCUCUCUCACUCUCACUCCCUUGUUUUCAUAGCUCGCUUUCUCCCUCUUAUGGCUUCAAUCUCAGGCCUUUGUUCACCUUCCUCAACAUUCAAACCUGAAAAAUUCAUCCCCAAAACACUAUCAACUUCAGCUUCCCCUCAUUCAUUGUUAUCGAUUCGCAGAGACUCAAUCGCAUUUCAUAACAAAUCGAAGCUCUCCGACCGAUGUUUCGAUCGGAGUUCUACUCCGUUAGCUCAUUCAGUGGCACGUGACAUUCCCGCGAGUCUCACCCCGACCACCGACGAUGCUUUACCCAAGUCAAACAAUCGAGGGCUAGAAAAAGAUCCACGAGCUCUGUGGAAGAGAUACGUUGACUGGUUGUACCAGCACAAGGAAUUAGGGUUGUAUUUGGACGUGAGCCGGGUAGGGUUUCCGGAUGAGUUCCUGGAUGAAAUGGAGCCCAAGUUUCAGAAAGCGUUUGACCAUAUGGUGAAGUUGGAGAAGGGGGCGAUUGCGAAUCCCGAUGAGGGAAGAAUGGUGGGGCAUUAUUGGCUCAGGAAUCCGAAACUAGCUCCUAAUUCGUUUCUGAGGUUGCAGAUUGAGAACACUCUCGAGGCCCUGUGCAAGUUCGCUGACGACGUCGUCAGUGGUAAGAUUAAACCUCCAUCUUCUCCAGAGGGUCGCUUUACACAAGUACUUUCUGUUGGAAUUGGUGGUUCAGCUCUUGGACCACAGUUUGUCGCAGAGGCAUUGGCUCCUGAUAAUCCCCCUCUCAAGAUAAGGUUCAUUGAUAAUACGGAUCCAGCUGGCAUAGAUCAUCAAAUUGCUCAGCUUGGCCCUGAGUUGGCUUCUACACUUGUGAUAGUGAUUUCAAAGAGUGGAGGUACUCCCGAAACCAGAAACGGUUUACUGGAAGUACAGAAGGCCUUCCGUGAAGCUGGCCUGGAGUUUGCAAAACAGGGAGUUGCCAUUACACAAGAAAAUUCGUUACUAGAUAACACUGCAAGAAUUGAGGGUUGGGUAGCUAGAUUUCCUAUGUUUGACUGGGUUGGUGGUAGAACUUCUGAAAUGUCUGCAGUUGGUUUACUUCCAGCAGCACUUCAGGGAAUUGACAUAAGAGAGAUGCUUGCUGGUGCAUCACUGAUGGAUGAGGCAAAUAGGACCACUGUGGUCAGGAAUAACCCUGCGGCGUUACUUGCUUUAUGUUGGUAUUGGGCUUCUGAUGGAAUAGGAUCCAAGGAUAUGGUUGUCCUUCCCUAUAAGGACAGCCUUCUAUUAUUUAGUAGGUAUUUGCAGCAGCUUGUCAUGGAAUCACUAGGGAAGGAGUUUGACUUGGAUGGUAAUCGAGUAAAUCAAGGACUUUCUGUCUAUGGAAAUAAAGGAAGCACAGAUCAACAUGCCUACAUUCAACAAUUGAGGGAGGGCGUGCACAACUUCUUUGCAACAUUCAUUGAAGUACUACGUGAUAGACCCCCUGGUCAUGAUUGGGAGCUUGAACCUGGGGUUACUUGUGGUGACUACCUGUUUGGAAUGCUACAGGGAACAAGGUCAGCUCUGUAUGCCAAUGACCGGGAAUCCAUUACAGUCACUGUUCAAGAAGUGACACCUAGAUCGGUGGGGGCUCUAAUAGCACUUUAUGAGCGAGCAGUGGGGAUUUAUGCCGCAUUGAUCAACAUUAAUGCUUACCAUCAACCAGGUGUGGAAGCUGGCAAAAAAGCAGCUGGAGAAGUUUUAGCUCUUCAGAAGCGGGUUCUUGCAAUACUCAAUGAAGCCAGCUGUAAAGAGCCCGUUGAACCAUUAACGCUAGAAGAAGUAGCUGAACGUUGCCAUGCUCCUGAAGAUAUUGAAAUGAUUUACAAGAUUAUCGCACACAUGGCUGCCAAUGACAGAGCGCUCAUCGCUGAAGGUAAUUGUGGUUCACCCCGGAGCAUCAAAGUUUUCCUUGGGGAGUGUAAUGUCGAUGAAUUGUAUGCAUAAGUCGCAUAUGCACAAUGCCUUUGUUUAAGUUCACACAGAAAAAGCCUCUAAUCAACUGGUUUUGACCUUGAAUUAUUUCCUGGUUGUUGAGGACUAAGGAUACUUUUGUUUUUUCGGAUUUAUCAAGAAAUAAAUACUGUGUUGAGUGCUGCAUGUUCACUUAUUCAUCCUGUUAUGUUGGCUUGGCCUUUCUCUUUUUUUUAAUUCGUCCCUUUUUGUUUUGUUAAGAUGAGUAUUAAACAUGUCACUGUCACCUCAUCUAUGAUGGUAUUCAAAUCUUUGUAAAUCAAAGAUACUACAUAAAUUUAACUAUGAAAACUAACCUUUAG
Molecule: messenger RNA, 2434 nt
Organism: Ilex paraguariensis (yerba mate)
Lineage: Eukaryota; Viridiplantae; Streptophyta; Magnoliopsida; Aquifoliales; Aquifoliaceae
Source: the annotation of a GenBank genome assembly